This is a messenger RNA of Puccinia triticina, 924 nucleotides long. RefSeq lists its product as uncharacterized. Lineage: Eukaryota; Fungi; Basidiomycota; Pucciniomycetes; Pucciniales; Pucciniaceae. The record is from RefSeq and is a predicted model, not a curated record. The transcript is spliced from 3 exons. Bases 1 to 924 code for a protein of 307 amino acids.
AUGCAGAUUCAAGCCUUGUUCUUCUUUGUCCUUUCCGCCACAGUUAUGAGUCGGAGUAUAGCCCCACAGCCCUCGCUCAACACCAGAGCAGUUGGAAUUAAUUCCUCAUCAUCCCACUUCGCCAGAGCCCUUGAUCGCAGAGCCAUCAUAUUGAGACGCGCAGGUAGCUCGGACGAUGACCACUCUAAAGACAACCUCCCCUCGAAAGACGUGUACGAGAAGAAAGUCGAACCCAAAAAGAAAGAAGACCCCACAAAGAAAGAAGACCCCACAAAGAAAGAAGACCCCACAAAGAAAGAAGACCCCACAAAGAAAGAAGACCCCAACAAGAAAACCAACACCACCAAAACCGACAAUUCUCCACUCCCUGAUCCAGUUGUGCCGGAGGGCACGAAUAUCAAAGAACAGCCGGAAAAUAAACUCCUCAAUGCAGACGGUAAAAUCCCAGACACACCAGAAGGGAUCCAAUCAAAGAUAGAUACCGAGAAAGCGAAGUUGGUCAUCUUGAAUCAAAAAGUCAAGGUCAAAGAAGACAGGAUCGCCGAAUUGGAAGAGAGGAAAAAGAAAAAGGAGGCUGGGGGAGACCAAUCCAAGGGCGUCACUACCAAAGACAACGGAGACCAAUCCAAAGGCGACACUACCAAAGUCAACGGAGACCAACCCAAAGACGUCACUACCCAAGACAACGGAGACCAACCCAAAGAAAAAGCAUUGGGCACUGCGAACCAAACCCAAGACACCGGAAACCAAAGCGGAAAACAGCAAGAGACCGGAUCCCAACCACUAUCCACCGAAGACCAAUCCAAAGGGAAACCUGCAGAAAAUCAGACCGCGGUUUCUCCUGACCCUCCGACCACUGACCCGAUACCCGAUGCUGGGCAAGACUCUUGUGGAACUGAGCAUGGCGAUGAUUCUCAGCCUUGA